Molecule: messenger RNA, 1126 nt
Organism: Wasmannia auropunctata (little fire ant)
Lineage: Eukaryota; Metazoa; Arthropoda; Insecta; Hymenoptera; Formicidae
Product: transcriptional adapter 1-like
Exons: 6
Coding region: 69-1022 (317 amino acids)
Biological process (GO): regulation of transcription by RNA polymerase II
Cellular component (GO): SAGA complex
Molecular function (GO): transcription coactivator activity
Source: RefSeq, a predicted model, not a curated record
GGUAGGUGACUCCUAACCUUUCUUGACACUUGUAAACGCUCGCAUGCGAUCGCGCGAGCAGAGAAAGGAUGACUACUUCGAAGGAAUUGAAUCUGGCCAGGAAGAGCCUUGUGGCAUCGCUUGGCGAAAACGCGAAAGUGUAUUUUGAAAAGAUGAAGCUCUGGUUCCAAAUGAAGACGACAAAGGAGGAGUUCGACUGCGAAGCACGUAAUCUCAUGACGGAGGAUCAGGUCCAUUUGCACAAUGAGUUUCUGCUGUGCCUCUUCAAUAAGGUCCGUGGAUUGGCCACCGUCACGCCGGCCAAGGUAGACAGGGACAAGGUUUCGAAAGAGAGAAGACUGAGGCUGAAGCGCAAGUACAAGACCGACAAGUCAAACUUUGAGCCAGCGGACAUGUACGUGGAGGUGCUGGGCCAAGCCUCGUCGCCGGUCGGCGACGAGCCGAUAGGCGCGAAUCGCUCCAGCGCCCAAGAACUCGUACUGCCGGAUCGCACCUUCGUGCUGGCGCGGUUGAUGCUCGCGGCGUGGGAGAAUAACAUGGACGGGGCCGAGGAGAAUACCGCGCACAUCGUCAUAGCCGCGACGCAGAUCUUCUUGAAAAAUAUACUCACGGCUAUUUUCACGCGUAGGAAGGGAUACGCCGUGCGGGACGGCUCCUUCAUUCACAACAUAGGCGAGCCAGUGCCUAGCUCGUGGAAGAGGAACUCCAUGUACAUAAAUCCAGUCAAUUCCGGACCGACGGAGAUAGUGGAGCCUUACGGCCAGAUUCCCGCGGCAAAAUUGAGUUUCGAGGAAGCCGAGCAAGCGACCGCUUUUUCGUACGCUUGUUCCACGCAAGUCACUCGUCUACCGUUGAAACCAGUCAGCACGGCCGAUUUGCAAUAUGCUUUAAAGAUUUAUAAAAAUCUCGUUAGUAAUCACACUAUAUAUGCUACCAAUAUGGAGCGAUUAUAUACAUAUGCCACUCAUCCAACGUGGGAAGAUUUGGAGGCCAAAAAGUUAUUAUGUCAACCGUCAACAUGAAGAAUUCAUGCGAUCCUAACGUAUGUUUUAUAUUAUAAUUCUUUAAUUUUAUUACAGUAGGAUUACUAUUAAAGUAGAGCUGAAAUUAAAGUUUAAAUUAUUUU